AUGGCCAUGAACCUAUCGAGCCGCAUAUGCACUGCAGUUUUCUGUAGCAGCCAAUGCCAGCGCAAGGCCAAUGCUACCUGGCAUGCUUUGCUGUGUGCCAAUAGAUACCUGAGUGAUAAAGGUGGGAAUAGCAGCGGUAGUAGUGUGGUAGAUGGUAAUAGUAGCGGUAGCAAUGCUGACAAGCCCGACCUCCUGAACGAUAACCCCAUAGUUUACUUCUACCAGUUUGCGCAAG
Messenger RNA from Sphaeroforma arctica JP610, 235 nucleotides. RefSeq lists its product as hypothetical. Lineage: Eukaryota; Ichthyosporea; Ichthyophonida. The transcript is spliced from 2 exons. The record is from RefSeq and is a predicted model, not a curated record. The annotation marks the transcript as partial.